Molecule: messenger RNA, 1177 nt
Organism: Moneuplotes crassus
Lineage: Eukaryota; Ciliophora; Spirotrichea; Euplotida; Euplotidae
Source: the annotation of a GenBank genome assembly
AUGAAUCAAGAGUUAGAGGCAGCUUCUGCUUCACCUAAAAUAGCCAUUUUUGAAGCAUCUGAUGAGUGUCCAUCCUUCUUUGAGGCUGAGAAGUUCGCAGAAGACUUCUCUGAUGACAGAUUUAUGAUUUUCAGCGAUCAAAAGUGGACAGAAACCUUGAACGAGCCUGUUAAAGAUCAUGAUUUCGAUCUCAUUUUGACCAAAUUUGAAAGUGGAUCCUUCAAUGGUAUUGAAAGCACGAUAGCGAAUCAAAAAACUCCUAGUAGGGAGGACUCAGAUGACAAAAUAUCGCUAGAUAGCAUGAACAGCUGCAAGCAACUCUAUUCUGACGUGUCUUCGUGCUUUUUCGACUGAGAAGUGGGUUCAGGGGACAAAAUGCCUCAUUUCCUUAAAAAUAAUGAAAAUACUGAGACAGUAGAAGUUUUCCCAAACAACAAAAGUUUUAUCCUAUCUGAUAAGGGAGAUUCGUUCAAUAACACACUCUUAGAAGGUGCUAGCCAUGAUGAGAAUCUUAUUUCUUCCAAGAAAAGCACUAAGAGCACAAAAAGAAUCAAGAGAUGGCUCAAGGAUGAGGAUAGAACACUCAUCAGUAUAAUCCUUGGUUUAAUCAAAGAGAACAGUUUAAUCGAAGAGGAAUUAAGAGGAAGCAUAGAGACUAAUACAGAUACUAAAAACGUGUGGAUGUUCAUUCAAAACAAGCUCCACACUUCUCGCUCGCUCGAUUUCCUCCAAUCUCGGUACUACAAGUUACUCAGUAAUCAGAAAUUGAAUUCGAAAGAGGCAGCUCUCUUGGCCGAUAAGUACGAUACAGUGUCUAUUGAAAAGUUCAUGGUCAUCUUCCCGGGUAAAACCAGAGAGACCCUAACAAGCCUUAUUUCAGAGCUAAGAUCGAAGGAAAGGAAGAGAAGAAUUUCUGAAGAAAAGUUUGGUCAUGAGAUAGAGUCUCAGAAGGACCUCAAGAUCUGCUCACUAGUAAAACAACCAGUGAUCACGCUUAACACCUUUACGGACAAGGGUCUCACAGUCCAUAUUGGAGAUAUGGAGGAAUUGGGAUCCACAAAAUUGCUUAAAAAGUUGGAUAAAAAGACUCUGAAAAGACUGAGCUACGGUCUGAACCAAAUAAUUGGGGACAUCUAUCACCAAAAAGCUCAUAUGUCAGCCCUCUAACGGCUCUGAG